UUUCAAUUUACUCCCAAAGUGGUUUUUCCUCAAAUUAAAAAAGGCUGCUUCUCCCAGGUCUUCUGUUGUUUCUCUGGAGAGAGAGAGAGUUGAAUAGGAUAUCUUAUUCUUAUAAGAACCGCUUAUCUGAAAAUUUGGUUUUUCAGAAAGUCGUCCGCUUUCUUAGAGAGAGAUAGAGAUAGAGAGCUAGCUAAAAAGAGUUUUGUCUUUUGUUUCUUUGCAUUCAAUUCAACUCUCUUUUCCACCCCUCUCUCUCUUCCCAUCUUCCUAUCAAGCUCUCUCCAUUUAAUCUCAUAACCGACUCUUUCUCUCUCAAAAUAAUUGCUUUCCCACUUUUGAUCUUGGUGAUGAACUGGAGGAGAUGAUAUUAGUUGGAAAAAGCAGGUAGCGUGUAUUCCAUUAAUGGGGUUUUCAGGGACAAGAGAAGUAGAAGAAGAAGAGCAAAAAACCAAGCUUUUAAGGACUCCCUUUAUGGCUUCUCAUAUCAAAAGCACCAACCACCCAACCCAAGUAGAACAACAGCAGCAGCAACAACAACAACAUCAUCAUCAUCAACAACAACAACAGCAUCAUCAUCAUCAACAUCAACAGCAGCAUCAGCUUCAAUUACAAGAUCAUUAUCAUCAUGAAUUUUCUUAUGGAAUGAUGCAAUCAUCUUCAUCAUCCUCUAUCCCAGGAAACUUCAUAAACAAAGACACAGGAGCUUAUGAUCUGGGAGAAUUAGAUCAAGCCCUUUUUCUCUACCUUGAUGGGCAAGACCCCUCUACUGUACAAGACCAAAGACAGGGCCAAGGAAUGAGGCCUCCAACUCUGAACAUUUUCCCAUCUCAGCCUAUGCACGUAGAGCCAUCAUCAACGAAAGCUAGUACGGGGUUGGUUUCUCCAUCAAGUAGUGGUUCCAAGAGACCAUCAGAGCCGUCCAUGGAGUUGGCCAACGCACGCAAUGAUGUUCCCACAGGGCCUGAACCUGCCAAAGCUAUCAAGCGUGAAGGUAACCGCAAAGGUCCAACCUCAAGUUCAGAGCAGGAAGGUCCUAAAACACCGGAUCCUAAGACUCUGAGAAGACUUGCUCAAAAUAGAGAGGCAGCUAGGAAGAGCAGGCUUAGAAAGAAGGCAUAUGUUCAGCAGUUAGAAUCAAGUAGGAUAAAGCUUACGCAGCUGGAACAAGAGCUACAAAGAGCUAGAACUCAAGGAAUGUUUUUUGGUGGAGGAGCUCUUAUAGGAGGAGACCAGGGACAUCCACUUGCUGUGAAUAACGUUAGCUCAGAUGCUGCUUUCUUUGACAUGGAAUAUGCGAGAUGGCUCGAGGAACACCAUCGAAUCACUUGUGAGCUCCGAGCGGCUGUACAGGAGCAUUUGCCAGAGAAUGAGCUUCGACUAUUUGUGGACAAUUUCUUAGCACACUUUGAUGAGAAGCUGAAUCUUAAAAGCAUGGUUGCCAAAGCCGAUGUGUUCCAUCUUGUUUCUGGCAUGUGGAAGACUCCAGCCGAACGGUGCUUUAUGUGGAUGGGUGGAUUCCGCCCAUCUGAGCUCAUUAAGAUUCUAUUGAAUCAAGUAGAGCCAUUAACGGAGCAGCAAAUAUUGGGUAUAUGUGGUUUGCAACAAUCUACACAGGAGGCUGAAGAGGCUCUUUCUCAAGGGCUUGAGGCCCUCAAUCAGUCUCUCACAGAUACCAUAACCUCCGAUUCAUUGAGCUCUCCGCCUAACAUGGCUAACUACAUGGGGCAGAUGGCUAUGGCUAUUAACAAGUUGUCCACCAUUGAAGGCUUUGUUAGACAGGCAGAUAAUCUGAGGCACCAGAUGAUCCACAGGCUGCAUCAAAUCCUCACAACCCGUCAAGCUGCAAGGUGCUUUCUGGCAAUUGCAGAGUACUUCCAUCGUCUCCGAGCUCUGAGCUCUCUCUGGCUAGCACGUCCUCGACAGGAAUGAGAAAGAAAACCCAAUACCCACUUCACAUCUUUAAUCACUUUCCCUAAAUAUAAAUGCGAAUGUCUUUUUAAUUUCCCUUUUAUCAUUUCUAUAGAGAUGUAUAGAACAAUAGAUAGACAAGUUUAAAUCUUAAUCAAGCAGUAGAAUUAUCUCUCUGACUCUA
Quercus robur (English oak) is the source of this 2092-nucleotide messenger RNA. Its product is annotated as bZIP transcription factor TGA10. The transcript has 11 exons. The record is from RefSeq and is a predicted model, not a curated record. Lineage: Eukaryota; Viridiplantae; Streptophyta; Magnoliopsida; Fagales; Fagaceae. Gene Ontology annotation, biological process: DNA-templated transcription; regulation of DNA-templated transcription. Bases 403 to 1929 code for a protein of 508 amino acids. Gene Ontology annotation, molecular function: DNA-binding transcription factor activity; sequence-specific DNA binding.